Molecule: messenger RNA, 5617 nt
Organism: Wasmannia auropunctata (little fire ant)
Lineage: Eukaryota; Metazoa; Arthropoda; Insecta; Hymenoptera; Formicidae
Gene: Tomosyn
Product: syntaxin-binding protein 5
Exons: 23
Coding region: 284-4348 (1354 amino acids)
Biological process (GO): regulation of protein secretion; regulation of exocytosis
Cellular component (GO): SNARE complex; cytoplasm; plasma membrane
Molecular function (GO): syntaxin binding; GTPase activator activity; myosin II binding
Source: RefSeq, a predicted model, not a curated record
CGGCAGCGACAGCGGCGGCGGCGGCAGUGUUUCAUUCAUCGAGGGCCGAUGCGAGAGCGCGAGCAUGUCAUUGGAUUUCCGCGAAUGAGCCGAGUGAGGGGAGAGGUGCCACGACGAGCCCGAUCUUCGAAUCCCCGGCCGUGAUUUCGUAGACGGACACGAAGCGGGACACGGAACAGGAGCCAGGGAGCGGGAGAGAAGCGGGUGCGGGACGAGCGACACGGCGCGGUUGCACAUGUGAUCCCCCUCCCCCUGGAGUGGCCGACCCCAUUUGGCAGACGCGAUGAAGAAGUUCACGAUCAAGGGUGUACUCGACGGGUUCCGGUCGUCGGUCCCGCAGCCCGCCAAGCCCGACCAGGAGAUCGUCGAGAAUCUCAGGACGGAGCACUUUCAAGUUAAGAAGACAUUCAGACACGGCUUCCCGCAUCAGCCGACAGCGUUGGCAUUCGACCCAGUUCAAAGGCUCCUAGCUAUUGGCACUAAAUCAGGAUCCCUCAGGAUUUUGGGUAGACCGGGGGUGGAUGUACACGUUAAACAUGAGGAAUGUGCGGCCGUGCUGCGACUGCAGUUCCUGAUCAACGAAGGAGCGCUGGUGUCCGCCACGGAGGACGACACCUUGCACUUAUGGAACUUCCGUCAGAAGAUACCGCAGGUGGUACAUAGCCUCAAGUUUCAGAGAGACAGAAUCACUUGCAUACAUUUACCGCUGCAAAGUAAAUGGUUGUACAUCGGGACCGAUCGAGGAAACAUUCACAUACUGCACAUUGAAACGUUCGUUCUAUCCGGAUAUGUAAUUAAUUGGAACAAGGCUAUCGAAGUAUCUAGAAAGACUCACCCUGGUGCUGUAGUACACUUGAGUGAUAAUCCUUUAGAUUUGAGCAAGAUGCUUAUAGGAUACUCGUCAGGACAAAUCGUUCUUUGGGACUUAAAAACCAAGACUGCAGACUACAGAUGUCAAACGGACGAUCUAUUAACAUCGAUAACAUGGCACCAUGAAGGUAAACAGUUUAUGUGCAGUCACUCGGACGGUUCUCUCUCGACUUGGACUAUUCGGCAGGUAAAGCCGAGCAUAACAUUUCCACAUGCAAAAUUUACCAAAGACGGAGAACCUGAACGUUGCAAGGCCAUUCAGAAAGUAGAAUGGAAGUUAUCGAGAUCGGGGGAAGCAUAUGUGAUAUUCUCUGGUGGAUUGGCACAGGACACCACUGGGAGAACACCCAGCAUUACAGUGAUACACGGGAAAACUACUACGGUGCUCGAAAUGGAACAUAAUGUUGUAGACUUUAUAACGCUGUGUGAUAGUCCAUGGGCUAGUGAUUUUCAAGACCCUUAUGCCGUUGUUGUUUUACUACAAAAUGACCUGGUUGUGAUAGAUUUGUUAACUACUGGAUUCCCCUGUUUUGAGAAUCCAUACCCUAUGGAUAUUCACGAGUCUCCCGUGACAUGUUGCGCAUACUUCGCGGAUUGUCCUUCGGAUCUAGUACCUGCAUUUUACUCCGUUGGAUCCAAGUCGCAGAAGAAGACCGGCUUUAGCGAGAAAGAGUGGCCUAUCUCCGGUGGCGAGUGGAGCUCCAGUUCUAGCAGUUAUAACGAAAUUAUCCUCACCGGGCAUGCCGAUGGCAGUAUAAAGUUUUGGGACGCUUCAGCGGGAACGUUACAAGUCCUUUACAAACUAAAGACGGCGAAACUUUUCGAAAAAACUAGAACGCGUAGUAUAGAUAACGAGGAAGAUCCGUUAGCGAUUCAACUUAUCUUCCUUUGUCCUGAAAGUCGCAAAUUAGCUAUCGCAGGGAGCGGCAAGCAUGUCGUGCUGUUCAAAUUUAAGAAGGCUGAAAGUAUGUCCGAAGUAGUGACUUUGGAAAUAUGCUUAACGGUGGAACCGGAGGCUUCACCGGAUCGCGAAUCUCCGGCAACCGGAAACACCGUAGGAAACGUGGAGCCGAAGACUAUAGAAUUCAAUCAUCCGCUCAAAGUCAAGACGGGUCUGCAGAAAAGGCCAGCCGGUUUUCAAGCGACACUGAUUUGUUUGACGACGGCACCGCCUGGAGAACAACCCGAAAAUAUAACGUCCCUCAGUUUAAAUUCCUCAUACGGCCUAUUGGCCUAUGGAAACGAGUCGGGGUUAGUGAUAGUGGACAUCGUGCAGAAGAUCUCCUUAAUCGUAUUGAGCACUAGUGAUUUUGGAGGUGGCGAUCCUUAUCAACGCGUCUUACGAAGUCCCAAACGGCAGGACGAAUUGAAACGAGAAAAUGAAGACAAGGCACGAAGUCCAAGCACAGACCAGAGCCAGCGAGAAUCCGCGAUGGAAUCCGAGCCGGUAGUCGCAAGGAUAGCGGACUCGGUUCAGCAAGCACAGCAACAGCAACAGUGCCCUCGCAAUGAGAGUCAGACUGGAAACAGUAGCGAUAAACCGAGCGCCGCGGAGGAAACCACGAGCGAAUCCAAUAAAGCGGGUAGCAUUCCUAACGGCGACGAGUGUCAGAAAAGCCAAGGUUGGAAGGGAUUUAGUCUCAAGAGACAACUGAGCAAGGUCGAUCUGAAGAUUAAAAAUACUUUUACACCGUCCUCGGUGUCUUCUCAAAAUGGGAGCUCGUCGUCGGGGCUCAUGCAAGUACCCCAAUGUCAGCAGAUAGGCGGCGAUACCGGCGGUCAAAAGUCUUCCACGUUUUACUGCAAUGUCAACGAAGCGGCCAGCACGAGUCGUUCGCUGUCGCCGGUCGAGAGUGUUGACUCUGAGUCCUCGCUGUCGCCGGAGAGCCAGUCUCCGGGGCACGAGAGUCCUCAGACGGCCGACGACAGGAAGCGCGAGAUCCAAGAGGCUAGAAGCCCGACCGAGGGCGAGAAUGAGAGAGCGUUAACGAGCAAUGACAAUACUGGCGUAAGAACCGAGGCGGUGAGACCGAUGAACCUGUCUCUGCCCGAGCACGAGGCGAAACCGCCGAGGCUGCGGUAUAUCGCCAAGAUGAGACAGGCAAAGAGAGAGGGCCGUUUGCUCUCGGUGCCGAAUCUAAAAUUUUCCAAGAACGAGACGACCGUUUGUGACCUAAGAUGCGAGGAGAGCGCUACCUCCGAAUCGUUCACCGGCAAUCUUAUAAGAAGAUUCAGUCGGAUAGACAAAUUCGACGGCUCCUUCCAACGAUCAAGGAGCUCGAGUAUGUCGUCUCUCGAAAACAUCACCACAGAAACCAUAAGCUGCCUUACAUUUGCGGAUUCUUAUACGAAAAAAAGCGAUACAAGCGGCAUGCCGACGUUAUGGAUUGGCACGUCUCUGGGAUCUGUACAGACUGUUGUAUUCAAUACGCCUGCCCCCAGCGAACGACAUGCUCAUCCAGUGGUUGUGUCUACCUUUAAUGGAUCUAUUUUCAAACUCAAGGGUUGUAUCCUGUCGAUGUCGUUCUUAGACUGUAACGGCGCUCUUAUCCCGUAUUCGUUCGAGUCCUGGAAAGACGAGAACACGGAUGGCAAAGAACGGAACAAGAGUCAAGGAAAAUGUACAAAUAGCCGAAUGUCACCGUCGACGAACACGCAAGUCGGGGACAAUUUCGAGGACAGACAGUUUGUCAUGCUCGCGUCGGAGAAGCAAGCAAGAGUUGUGGCGUUACCCUCCCAAAACUGUGUAUAUAGGCAACAGCUGGCGGAGACUCAUAUCGUAAUUAAGGCAGAAGUUACAUCACUCAAAGAUAACGUCUGCCUGGUAUGUUACGUUUCGAAUGGUCACAUCACGACGUAUAGUCUACCCAGCCUGAGACCGCUGAUAGACGUCGAUUUUCUACCUCUUAUAGAUUUGAGUUUUCAGACCACAAAACACGGCAUUGUAGACCCCAUGUUGACCAUAUGGGGUCAUCAACUCUUUGUUAAUGGCGAUACCGAUCAGAUCGCAAAGACGCUUUGCUUCAGCAAUCGAGGUCACGGUUUAUAUCUCUCAUCACCGAUGGAAAUACAGAAGUUCUCCGUUUCGAGUGAAUUUUGCGGUGAACUGACGGAGAUGAUGGGCGAUCUGUUUAUUGGCCACGAUAUGCCAGAACCGCCUAAAGAGAGCUUCUUCAAAGGUUUAUUCGGUGGUGGUUCGAGGAGUCUCGAUCGGGAGGAGUUGUUCGGCGAGUCCAGCGGUCGUGCGUCGCGCACAGUGGCGAAACAUAUUCCAGGACCAAACGAGGCUCUACGAGAACGAGUCUCCAGCGCAACGGGCGAGGUGAACAUGGCGCAUCAGAUGGUGGUGGAGCGCGGCGAGAAGCUGUCGCAGCUCGAGGAACGGACCGCGCGCAUGAUGUCCGAGGCCGAGAACUUUUCGACGAGCGCACACGGACUGAUGCUCAAGUACAAAGACAAGAAAUGGUACCAGCUAUGAGGACGCCAUUCGGCCCGGGACGACGCACGUUUCCUUAGUUACUUAGCGCUCGUGUUUCGUCUAUUGAGUUUUGUCGUAUUAACAAACUAAAGAGCUAGCUAUACUACAAUCCUCACACGCGCACACAUGGGGAAACAUCUACACGAAGGAGGGAGAAAGAGAGAGAGAGAGAGAGAGAGAGAGAGAGAGAGAGCGGACAAAGCGGAUGCAUUGUACAUUGCGAUCACCCUGUGCGACGCACACGGUACACACGCACAUGCUGUAAACGAGAUAAAACAAAAAAAACAUAUAUUUCAAAACGGAUGAGUAUUGCGACGAUCUCUCAAAUGUGUAAAUCUUUGCGUAUGGAUGAAUAAAAGAGGGACCGUGUCGACGUGGGCGGGGGGGAGGCGUAGAGAAAGGCCGUGGCGUAUUCGCGCGGAUGUGUGUGACAUGUACGUAUAAUUAUUUAAAAUUACUAAAGUACUUAAAUACGCAAAGAUGCGAGAUAUACGCGAGUCAAUAUAAGCAAUUAUGUAAUAAUUCGCCUUUUAACCGGUGGCACUCGUUAAUUCAUUCGGACGUCCUGUGAACGUGUUUAAUGGCGCCUUGCCUUGUUUGCUUCUCAGCAAAGAAUUGCCAAUAAGUAUUUACGAAACGUCACACUGUUGCGGAGUUUUAAGCACUUUCGAACAGAUGGAAUCGAGUGGAAACGCUAAGAAUCGCAUUAGUUAUGUAAAUCGACUAAAAAUAGUACUUAUACAUACAUGAGUUUCUCCUAUAUUAGAUUAAUAUUAUAUAUGUGUUACAUAAGAGAGAGAGAAAGAGAGAGAGAGAGAGAGAGAGAGAGAGAGAAAUAUAUAUUAUAUUGAAACGCGAAGUACACAUGGCUACUCAUACGUAUAUUAAUAAUGCCAUUGGAAACUUGCAGUGUAGUAAAAACACAUUCUAGAGAAGAGUUGUUAUUGACUAAUAAUUCUUAUCUCCGCGAUGUAAAUUUUAUAACCGUGUACAUUGUAAGGGCUGACUUGUAUUUAAGUAUUUAUCGUUACACGAUCGUAGAUCACACUUUCGUAAAAUAAGGGAAUAGAACGACCAAUAGAUAGAGUGACCAAUGCGAUUCUUAAGAUUCGUAAGUCUAUCGAGUUAACAAAUGGGUGCAAAUGGGAAAAAUUUUGUUGGGCUCGACGGGGAGUUGUCUAAUUUUGUGGAACCACUUUACUACGGAAAGUCACGAACGCAGGCAAGAGACGGCACAGCGACACCAUUCCGAAUGUAUUGACAAUAAAA